Messenger RNA from Melampsora larici-populina 98AG31, 2647 nucleotides. RefSeq lists its product as uncharacterized. The record is from RefSeq and is a predicted model, not a curated record. Lineage: Eukaryota; Fungi; Basidiomycota; Pucciniomycetes; Pucciniales; Melampsoraceae. Gene Ontology annotation, cellular component: cytoplasm. Bases 1 to 2208 code for a protein of 735 amino acids. The transcript has 2 exons. Gene Ontology annotation, molecular function: protein kinase binding.
AUGACUUCUUCCUCAACUCAUUCAGCUCAAGAUUACAUUCAUCAAUUAUCAAUCCAAAUCAGUUCUCAUCAAGACUCUUUAGCUGCUAUCAACUCAAUCAAACCAUCAUCAGGAACCUCAACUUCAUUCACAUCUUGGUCAAAUCUAAGCACGGCUUUCGGUUUACUCAAUCAAUCUUCAACUUCAACUCCUACAACUCUUAAUCUAGAUCCACAUCAUUUAUAUUAUUUACUUUUAAAAUUUGAAGAAAUCGGAAUUCAAAUCGGUUCAUUAGAUAUUCAAAACCCACAUCAAAUCAAAACUUAUGAUCCAACUCAAUGGAUGAUUGGAUUUAAUUCUAUUGAAAGAAUUCAUAAGAUUGAUAAAUCAGAUACGAUUAGUUUAUUUUCAAACUUAUCUAAUCUUUCGAUCGGUUCAACUUGGUGGUCAGGUACGACUUCAGCUAUUAAAUCGAUCAGUAAUCUAUCCAUUCAACAAGAUGGACAUCGUACAAGAACCAUUGAAGAAGAAGUCAAAUAUCUUUAUUCAAGUUUUACCAAAUUACCAUCACUUAAACUCACCCCUACAUCAGUUCCAACCAUCACUUCAAGCAACCCCAAAGCAGGACCUAAACCCAUGCAAUUACUUGAAGGCUUUACCGAUCUACCUAAUCAAAACCUUGUUCCAUUGAUCUGUUUUAAAUCACUUUGGACUCUUUCCAUUCAUGAUCUUGAUCCUCGUUUGUUUAUUGGUUGGAAUCAACUUAGUCAAAGUUUAAGAUCACUUGAGAUUCGUAGAUCUGGUUUGGAAGAUAUCGAAAGAUUGUUGAUUGAUUCGGUGAUGUUUGAUGUUGAACGUGAAGUUAAAUUAGAAUCUAAUCAACAAGACUUGGCAGAUGAGCAAAACAGUCUAGAUCUCAAGAAUGAACCUACCGUUGAGUCUGAUGAAGAACGAAGAGCCAAAGAAACCGAAGAAACUGAUCUAACCAACUCAUCAACCGAAGAAACCAACCUAACCAAUCCACCAAGCUCAAGUCAAGACCCAUCCAACCCACAAACCCCACCACCAAGUUUCCCACCCCUAGCCUGGCGAUUCUUACACCAUCUAUGUCUAGCAGACAACGCCUUAACGUUUAUUCCUUCGAAUCCGUUGGCUGCUUUGGUUUCAUUGGUCUCAUUGGAUUUAUCUUCAAACCUUUUGAUUGUCGUUCCAAACGGAUUAAGUUCUUUGAUUAGACUUAAGUCUUUGAGUUUGGCUGAUAAUAUGAUUGAUUCGGUUUUAGGAAUUUAUCAAAACCUUGGAAACGUUACUACCAUUAAUUUAUCAAAGAAUCGAUUAACUUCUUUAUGUGGAUUAGAAAGACUUUAUUCCUUAGAAAGACUAGACAUCAGGUCGAACAAGAUCCAAGACAUUUCCGAAUUAUCCAGACUAGCCACCUUACCAUCGCUCACAAACCUAUGGACAUCUUCCAAUCCAUUCACAAACCAAAGAGAAGAUUGGAGACCAAUAAUCUUUAAUUAUUUUAUAGAAGAGAAUCGAGACAUCGAUCUAAGUUCAAGUACAAGUCUUAAUUUAACAUUAGAUAACUUACCACCAACCUACCAAGAAAAAAAACUAUUAAAAAGAUCGAUCGGAAGAACUCUUACACCCGAUCCAAUCACCUCUACUACUCCAUCACCUAAACCUAUUGUCUUACGUAGUCCAGGAUCUUCAACUGUAGGUACGAUUCGAAGAUCUAAAGUUAAACCUACAAGUGAUGGGAAUGGGAUCCCAAGUAGUUCAGAAGACAAUAAUUCAUCUCUUCCUUUUUCUAAGAAAUCUACAAAAGUAAUGGUGAUUAAGAAAGAUAAGACUCGGAAAAGAACUCCUAGGAUUAUUGAAUUAGAUCAUGUUUCAGAGUUUCCAAAGAAACCAAUCUCACAAAUCAUCGAACCUAAUCAUCAUCCAAUCCCUUCUUCUUCAAAUCUUCCUUCUAGUAGUCAUCAAAGAAUCGGUAAUUUAAGUUUAGAUGGUCGGAUUGGAUCAGGUUUAGGUUCUACUUCUGGUUCUAAUCAUGAUGAAGAUCAUCCAGUUUCGUUUAGGAAAAAAAUCGAAACUCUUAGAGAUGAGGUGGGUGAUGGAUGGUUAAAAGUCUUAGGUGAAAGUGAGUUUGGUCAAACCCAAACCCAAACCCAAGAACCGAUUCAAAGUAAAAGUAAAAGAAUUGGGAAUGGGAAUGGACAUGAUUGAUUUUAGAGGGUCUUGAUCAUUAGUAUGGUAGAUGAGACUAUCUUUUUUUCGAAUUCAGUUUUCUUUAAUUUAUUUGGGUUAAUUAAGUUUUAAUUAGUUUUAUGGUUCAAUUAUGUUUGGGAUCUGGUGAGUAUAAAGUAUUUAUGUAAUGAAGAAAGAAAGCAAAAGGAGUGUUGGUUUAAUUGUUGAUGGUUUUGUUUGAUCUUAGAAAUGUUGUAUGAAUGUCUUAGUUUUGUGGUUUGGUUGAAUUGAAUUGUAUAUGAUUGAAAGUGAAAAACAGUUUGGGUUGAUGGUUUAGGUAAGCUUAGUUGAAGUUGAGAAUCAUCGAAUCACAUUUCAUUUGGAUCUUAUUUGAUUAUGUGUGUAGAAUCUAGAUGAGUCAAACAUCAAGUGGUUCAACUUCCAGUUUGGUUUUACUUUUUUUUUGGAUUUCUAAGUG